UAGAGAUUACUUAAAAAAAAAAAAAAAAAAGUCGUAACUUCAGUUAAGAAGUCCUACCUGAAAAAUAUAUUACCAAAGAUUACGAAUACAUUUUCUCUACCAGAGGUUACAAAAGAGGCCAUUUUCUGCUGAGGUCAUUCAUAUGGACCUUUCUCUCCCCAACCCCAGCUGGAGCAAGGACAUGAGACUUCUCUUUGACCAAUUCAUGAAGAAAAGUGAAGACGGCUCUUGGAAACAUUUGCCUUCAUAUAAAAAUAAAUUUUCUCGAAGGAUAGAAGAUAUCAAAGUCUUUUUUCCUGAUGCAAAGCUUAUAAAAGAAAAAAUUUCACAGGCCCAGCUCUUUCCCAGAAACUUUGAGGAAGGCCUGGGCUUUGAAUAUGCCAUGUUCCAUAAUCAUGCUGAAGACAGGACAGUUUGCAUAUUUCAAGGAGGUCCUUACCUGCAAGGAGCCCCUGGAUUCCUUCACGGAGGUGCUAUCGCAACCAUGAUCGACUCUACUCUUGGUAUGACUGCUCUCAUAGCCGGGGGGAUUGUCAUGACUGCCAAUCUCAACAUCAAUUUUAAAAGGCCUAUCCCCCUUUGUUCUGUUGUUGUGAUAAAUAGCCAAGUUGAUAAAGUUGAAGGGCGGAAAUUGUUUCUUUCUUGUAAUAUCCGAAGUGUGGAUGAGCAAACCCUGUACUCAGAGGCGACAAGACUUUAUCCCACUAAUGUGUGCGGAAUUGCAGUACAGAAGUGGCUCUGCUAUCACGGUUUAUUUGUAAAGCUGGAUCCUGAAAAAAGUUUGACAUAAAAGAGCUUCUGGCGGAUUCAACACCUGUCCGCAUGAGGCCCCCUCCCCCCGAGGCAGCUGCGGUGCCCUGCUGCCCUGCUUACGCCCCCCAGGGAAGCCUGCUAACACUGGUCCUCCUGAGCGCGUCUUCAGAACACAGCUCCGGGAGCUCUGUUGCCACCAUCUAAACUCUAACACAGCAGUACUCCAGAGGAGCAGCAGCUAUUUGUGUCUACUUAGGAAAAGUGUCUGGUCCACGUGACUUUGAAUGGGCUCCUUCAGACGGCGCGACCAUGGCAUCUGCCCCGUUGCUGCCUGGAGAGAAGACUCGCAUGGAAACCCUUACCACAAACUUGAAUAUACCAGAACGCCGAAGGAAGGAGCGUGUGUGUGUCUGUGUGUGUGCUGUGAACUACAAAGCUGUGUAUAAAUUACAAAUCUUUUUGGCUACAAUAGGAAACACAGCUAGUUCCUAUGGGAAUCUGGAUCCUAGGGAAUAAACAGCUGUACCAUUUUUAACAUAAA
This is a messenger RNA of Suricata suricatta (meerkat), 1294 nucleotides long. It is a transcript of the gene THEM4, whose product is annotated as thioesterase superfamily member 4. Lineage: Eukaryota; Metazoa; Chordata; Mammalia; Carnivora; Herpestidae. The record is from RefSeq and is a predicted model, not a curated record. The transcript is spliced from 7 exons. Bases 143 to 790 code for a protein of 215 amino acids.